AGAAGGUUAUCUCUGGACGAAUCUAGCUUCUUUCUCAUAAUUCUAAAAGUUCUCCAUAAACCCCUCUUUCUCCGUUUACCAGUCCACUUCACGCCUUUACCAAAGUGUUGGAACAUACCAGAACCUCUUUUUCUCUCAACGUCGUCGUCACAAGGUUGAUUAGGUUGAUUUUUGCGUAAACAAGGUACACUACUAAGCAAAGAUGAGUGUGGUAGGAUUCGAUCUUGGUAACGAGAGUUGUGUUGUGGCAGUCGCCAGACAAAGGGGAAUCGACGUUGUUCUUAAUGACGAGUCAAAGCGUGAGACCCCGGCUAUUGUAUGUUUCGGUGAGAAACAGCGGUUCCUUGGAACAGCUGGUGCUGCAACCAGCAUGAUGAACCCGAAGAAUACUAUCUCCCAGAUCAAGCGGUUGAUCGGCCGGCCUUUCUCUGAUCCUGAGUUGCAACAGGAUCUUAAGGCAUUGCCGUUUUCUGUUACUGAGGGACCCGAUGGUUUCCCAUUGAUCCAUGCUCGGUACCUUGGGGAAACGAAAACGUUUACUCCAACACAGGUUAUGGGUAUGGUUUUCUCAAACAUGAAGACAAUAGCAGAAAAGAAUCUAAAUGCAGCGGUUGUGGAUUGCUGCAUUGGGAUACCUGUUUAUUUCACUGAUCUUCAAAGAAGGGCUGUCAUGGAUGCAGCUACUAUAGCUGGAUUGCAUCCUUUACGGUUAAUGCAUGAAACAACCGCAACUGCUUUAGCGUAUGGAAUAUACAAGACCGACUUGCCUGAGAACGAGCAGCUAAAUGUAGCCUUUGUCGACAUUGGGCAUGCUAGCAUGCAGGUCUGCAUAGCAGGCUUCAAGAAAGGCCAAUUGAAGAUAUUGGCUCAUUCGUUCGAUCGCUGUCUCGGUGGGAGGGAUUUUGAUGAGGUUUUGUUCCAAUACUUUGCUGAAAAAUUCAAGACAGAGUACAAAAUUGACGUGUUUACAAACGCAAGGGCUUGCCUCAGGCUUCGUGCUGCAUGUGAAAAGCUGAAGAAGGUACUUAGUGCAAAUCCAGAGGCACCGAUGAACAUAGAAUGCUUGUUGGAUGACAAAGAUGUUAGAGGUUUUAUAAAACGAGACGAGUUUGAACAAAUUAGCACCUCGAUAUUGGAACGUGUAAAGAAGCCUCUAGAGAAGGCUCUUUUGGAGGCUCAACUCACAGUUGAUAAUAUAUAUGCUGUGGAGGUUGUUGGUUCAGGCUCUAGGGUUCCAGCUGUAAUCAAGAUUCUGACAGAAUUCUUCGGGAAAGAGCCAAGGCGUACCAUGAAUGCAAGUGAGUGUGUUGCUAAAGGCUGUGCCUUGGAAUGCGCCAUUCUUAGUCCCACCUUCAAAGUUAGAGAGUUCCAGGUCCAAGAAAGCUUUCCUUUCUCAAUUGCUUUAACAUGGAAAGGAUCUGCUCAAGAUUCCCAGAAUGGAAAUGUGGAGAAUCAACAAAGCACUAUCGUUUUUCCAAAGGGAAACCAAAUUCCCAGCGUGAAAGCUUUGACUUUCUACAGGACUGGCACAUUUUCAGUUGACCUACAAUACGCAGAUGUCAGUGAAUUGCAGGCACCGCCAAAAAUUAGUACUUACACGAUUGGUCCAUUCCAAACAACAAAAGGUAACAGUGCAAAGAUCAAGGUAAAAGCGCGUUUGAAUUUGCAUGGAAUUGUCUCCGUGGAAUCUGCACAGCUUAUUGAAGAAGAAGAAAUUGAUGUUCCGGUGACAAAAGAACCAACAAAGAUGGAAGUGGAUAAUACUCCAGCUGAUGCGGCUACAAACACCGAAACUGAUGUCAACAUGCAGGAUGCCUCAGGGGCUGAGAACGGCGUUCCGGCUACAGGAGAUAAUCCUGUUCAGAUGGAGACCGAUGUAAAGGUUGAAGCUCCAAAGAAGAAAGUCAAAAAGUCAAACAUAACCGUUUCAGAGAUGGUUUACGGGGCAAUGCUAGCUGCUGACGUGCAGAAAGCAGUAGAAAAGGAGUUUGAAAUGGCGUUGCAAGACCGUGUAAUGGAAGAAACAAAGGACAAAAAGAAUGCUGUGGAAGCCUAUGUUUAUGACAUGAGGAACAAGCUUCAUGAUAAGCUGCACGAGUUUGUUACGGAUUCAGAUAGAGAAGCAUUAAUAGCUAAGCUUCAAGAAACAGAAGAUUGGUUGUAUGAAGACGGGGAAGACGAAACUAAAGGCGUAUAUAUCGCCAAACUUGACGAGCUCAAAAAGCAAGGUGACCCCAUAGAACAACGGUACAAGGAACACUCAGAAAGAGGAUCCAAUGUUGACCAAUUGGUUAAUUUUGUCAAUUGGUACAAACAAGCUGCAGCAUCUAGUGAUCCCAAGUAUGAGCACAUCGACAUGAGUGACAAACAGAAGGUCUUGAAUGAGUGUUCGGAAGUUGAAAAUUGGUUAAGGGAGAAAAAGCAAAUUCAAGACUCACUUCCGAAGCAUGCUGAUCCCGUUCUUCUAUCAUCUGAUAUAAGAAAAAAAUCAGAGACACUCGACAGGCUCUGCAGGCCGAUAAUGACGAAACCGAAGCCGGCCCCACCAAAGGCGGCCGCACCUGAGACACCAUCCUCACCUGCACCGGCUCAGGCAGGUGAGCAGCAGCCUUCUCAAGAGGCGGGGAAUGGCACGAACCCCGACACCAAUAACAAUGUCGAGAAUUCAGAUUCAACGUCAGCUAUGGAAACGGAGAAGCCUGAGGCUGCUGAAUAAGGCCAGUGCUAUUUUUAUUUUUGUUUCUUUUUAUAUCUUGUGUGUCGUUAUGCAGGAGAAGGUACUUUAUUCUAUUUGUAUACUCGUCACGAAUAUAGAUUUUGGUGGGCGAAAAGGGGAAGUCUUGUUAGAUUUUGUUAAAAAUGAGUAGACAGUUUCCCUUUGCCUUUGAGAUUUAAAAGUCUGUUAUUGUACUUGAAGGUGUUCUUGUAUACGUUUGCGACUUAUUUAUUGGAUUAUGUAGAGAUGCUGCAUUUCAUGCAUAAUUU
Messenger RNA from Helianthus annuus (common sunflower), 2985 nucleotides. Its product is annotated as heat shock 70 kDa protein 15. Gene Ontology annotation, cellular component: cytosol; nucleus. The transcript has 10 exons. Lineage: Eukaryota; Viridiplantae; Streptophyta; Magnoliopsida; Asterales; Asteraceae. Gene Ontology annotation, molecular function: ATP-dependent protein folding chaperone; ATP binding. The coding region runs from base 203 to 2716 and encodes 837 amino acids. The record is from RefSeq and is a predicted model, not a curated record. Gene Ontology annotation, biological process: protein folding.